AUGAAGACGGUUCUCAACGAUCUUCAAAUUGUCGUCGAGCGGCAUUCAGAUGUUUUACGCAAUAAUGCUGUACCAUUUCGUAUUAUUCUCGCUUUGAGAAUCAUCGGUUUCCUCAUCUCUCCAGUUGCUUCGGUGUAUGGUUUUCUGACGCUGCUGCCGUUUCAACUAUUUUCCAUUGAAGUAUGGCGGCUGUUCACAUGUAGUUUUGUGGGCAAUAAUGUGCUUAUAUUUGCUUGGACACUAUGGAGUUUACAUUUCGGGACAAAUCUCGUUAGACAAAACAACAGUAAUGAGAACCUGCUGAAGAUAUACGCAAUAACUCAGGUAAAGCCUCUCCACUUUCAGUUUCUUCCGGACUCCAUUCUUCUGGAUACUCCACUUGGCCGACUCAAAUACACUCACACACCACUGCUGGUUGUUUUACUCAGCUCGUUACUUUCAGUCUUAGGUGUUGUUGUCUUACAAUGUUUACUGGCCGUGCAAAUAUCGUGGACAUAUCUUCGCUUCUUUAAUCCACACGAGUUGGAUUUGUUUUAUGGUGACAGCAGUGAACAUUUUGUGUGGGCAAGUCUUUUUCCACGAGCCGUUCAACCAUGCUGCUCUAUUUUGGGACGUGUAUUCUUCAGGAGCCUUGCGAAACUUGGAGUUUGCAAAAGAUCGGUAUGUUGA
Molecule: messenger RNA, 669 nt
Organism: Angiostrongylus costaricensis
Lineage: Eukaryota; Metazoa; Nematoda; Chromadorea; Rhabditida; Metastrongylidae
Source: the annotation of a GenBank genome assembly